CAGAGUCCCAUCUUGAAAGUAAUAAAAUAAAAACAAUAAUAAAGCAUGGCUUUGGCAUCCAGAUCUAAUCUAAAAUCCGAAGCGAAAUUCCUUCUUGGGUAUGUUUAGUUCUAGCCCGCUGAAAUCCUAGGAAAUCCGUUUUCGAAGCUUAAGAGUCGAUCAAAUACCCGCUGUCGUUUCAGACCUUAUGAGCUUUAUGGAGAAACUGGGUAUUGUAGUAUGGAGAUCCUUUUGAUGAUUUGAUAAAUGGGAAAUUCUAAAGUUUGGGACUUUGUUGCGUUUGAUGGUGAUUUUAGUGAAUUAUUGGAUAUUUGAGUUGUAGAAGAAGGUUGAAUAUUGUUUUGUUUGAGAGCUGUUCUCGAAGAUCUAAAUCUGUAGUUAUGGAUUUCUUUGGUGUCAGGAAUAUCUGAAUUACAAUUUCUUUGAAGGGCAUAUUCAAAUUUCUGAAAUUUCUUGGAUUAUUUGUAGUAUUAGAAUUGAGAGGUUGUACAAGCUUUUUCUUUUUUUGGGUGAUUUAGUUAGAGAAUUCUGAGAUUCAGUGAGAAAGUUUUGGAAGGAUAAGGAUGAGUGAAAAAUUUUGGGUGAGUGUAGAAGAUAAGGUCAUGGUGGAAUCAGUACUGGGUAGUGAAGCAUGCCAGUUCUUGAUCUCAUUGGCUUCUGACAAUGUUUUGUCGAAUUUCAUUACGCCGGCUGGUGAUUUGGGAGGUCAGCAGGGGUUGUGCAAACUGGUUGAAGCUUCCAAUUGGAACUAUGCCAUCUUCUGGCAGGUUGUAAGCUCAAAAUCCGGUGGAUCGGCCCUGAUUUGGGGCGAUGGACACUGCAGGAAUCCCAAGGAUGGUGGAUCUGCGGAUAAGAUAUCUAGGGAGGACGGUAACUUUGAGGGUGUUGAGAAGGAAGCGGUGAAGAAACGGGUGCUUGAGAAACUCCAUGCGUGUUUUGGCAGGUCGGAUGAGGAUAAUUUCCCAAAGAAACUGGAUGGGGUGUCGGAUUUGGAGAUGUUUUACCUGACUUCCAUGUAUUACACAUUCCAACUCGAUUCGCCUUGCGGUCCUGUGGAGUCAUACAAGUCUGGUAAAGCAAUUUGGGCUUCGGAUGUGUCUAGUUGCUCACACCAUUACCAAUCAAGAUCCUUUUUAGCAAGAGUGGUUGGAUUACAAACUGUGUUGUUUGUGCCUGUGAAUUCCGGAGUUGUGGAGCUUGGUACCAUCAAGGCUACACCAGAAGAACAAAGUAUUGUGGAUAUGGUCAAUUGUACAUUUGGGGUUGUGGGUUCUAGUUCCUCACAGACAACAAAGGCAUUCCCAAAGAUCUUUGGGCACGAACUAAGUCUUGGGGGUUCAAAAUCUCAAUCCGUCAACAUUAACUUUUCUCCAAAGGUGGAAGAUGAUUCAGUUUUUGCUUCAGAAUCCUAUGACUUGCAAGCAAUAGGUCCUUCUAAUGGGUCUCGAACUGAGUCGAAUGAGAUAAAACUAUUCCCACAACUGAACCCGAUGAUUGUUAGGGGUUUCAAUGCCCAAACUAGAGUUUCAGGUGUGGAGCUACCUAAGGACGACGCAUUGCCUCAGCUUGAUGAGCGGAAGCCAAGAAAAAGAGGGAGAAAACCGGCAAAUGGAAGGGAAGAACCAUUGAAUCAUGUGGAAGCAGAGCGACAGAGGCGUGAGAAACUUAACCAGCGUUUCUAUGCGCUUAGAGCCGUGGUUCCUAAUAUCUCAAAGAUGGAUAAAGCUUCUCUACUUGGUGAUGCCAUUACUUAUAUCACUGAUCUUCAGACGAAGAUCAGGGUCAUGGAGACUGAAAAACAGAUGGUGAACAAUCCGCAGCAGUUCUCGAUGCCAGAGAUUGAUUUCCAACCAAGGCAAGAAGAUGCAGUGGUGAGGAUGAGCUGCCCACUGGAUUCUCACCCGAUUUCCAGCGUCGUCAAAACGUUCAGGGAACAUGAAAUCCUAGCCCAAGAAUCCGACGUUUCCACAGUCGAUAACGACAAGAUUGUUCAUACAUUCUCCAUUAAAACUCAAGCCGGUGAAGCCAAACAGUUAAAGGAGAAGCUGCUGGCUGCUAUUUCAAAAUAAUCACAAUGUAAACAUGUUUGUGAUGAUAAUGUAUCGUUAACCAACAUAAACGUGAUGUAAUAGUUUUCUCCAGUGUUGAAAGAAACUGAUCUAGUUUUCCAUCUCUUCCUUUUAUUUCUCUAGCGCAGAGUUUAGUUUGGAAAUUUGAACUUGUUGAUUCUGCCCUUCUUAGCAACAUUGACAGAACACCAGUUCGGUA
Molecule: messenger RNA, 2268 nt
Organism: Morus notabilis
Lineage: Eukaryota; Viridiplantae; Streptophyta; Magnoliopsida; Rosales; Moraceae
Product: transcription factor bHLH3
Exons: 2
Coding region: 564-2069 (501 amino acids)
Biological process (GO): regulation of DNA-templated transcription
Cellular component (GO): nucleus
Molecular function (GO): protein dimerization activity; DNA-binding transcription factor activity; transcription cis-regulatory region binding
Source: RefSeq, a predicted model, not a curated record